Lichtheimia ornata is the source of this 897-nucleotide messenger RNA. RefSeq lists its product as uncharacterized. Lineage: Eukaryota; Fungi; Mucoromycota; Mucoromycetes; Mucorales; Lichtheimiaceae. Bases 1 to 897 code for a protein of 298 amino acids. The record is from RefSeq and is a predicted model, not a curated record. The transcript has 3 exons.
AUGUCGACAUUAACAGCUGAAACGACCAUACGCGAACCUAACAACACACGACGAUCCAUGGUCUCAUUCGAUCUAUCUCAACAUACCAGCAGCAGUGAUUUUUUGUUUCAUCCACCAGCUUUAUCACGCAACAGCACCGCAUCACCACCACCAUCACCUAUGCUUUCCACACCCACCGAUAGCACGUUUAUGGCCGAUGAUUUUUCAAUCAAGAAACCUCGACCCAUGUCAAUGCCACCUUUGAUGAUGGAUAUUGACGACGAGCCACCAGAUUAUCUUGAAUCGGUUAUCCAUCUACCACGUUGGGAAAAGUGCAAGUCGCUUGUCUUACCACGAGAGGAAGAGGGCCAUGAAGAAUUACCUCCUUACAAAUGCACCGUGUUUAAGAUGGGUCCUGUACGUGUAAAACCUGAGAUGGAUGCACCAGGUAUUCAAACACGUUGGCGCCAUUGGAGGAAAUACUAUAUUGAAGUUUGGGGAACAAUGUUACGUGUAUACAACUCGGAUCCCAAUAGCAGGGCAAGUAUGUUGGGAUGGUGGUUACGCGGCAACAGCAGCAAACAUCAGAAGCCACAACCCAUCAUGACCAUGUCCCUUGCAGGUGCCGAAGCCAAGCGUGCCCUUGAUUAUGCAAAACGACCCCAUGUGCUUCGACUCACGCUUGCUGAUGGACCCCAAUGGCUGAUACGUUUGCCAAGCAAAGUUGAAAUGAUCUCAUGGAUUGAGCAUAUGCAAGCUGCUAUCAACAUUUCACUUGACCUUGAACAACGGCCUAUGCCCAAAUUCAUCACACUUCCUCAUCGUCGACUAGCUGCAGAUACCCUUACUCCAAGAGCUGUCGAGCUUGAAUUGGCUCGUGAAAGGAGGAGGAUGGCACAACAUGAAAUUCUUAUAUGA